UUUUUUUUUAAAAAAAAACACUGAAAAAUUGUUCCUUAUUUCUCGCUCACCUCACUUCUUCCUCAAGAAAGCUUUCAACUUCUUAAAGGAAAGCGGAGGAGAGAGAAAAUCAGAAACUCCCAACUCAAUCAUGGCGAUUGAGCACGAAGACGAUCUCAAGGACGAGAAGAAUCCUCGUCCUCUUGACGAGGAUGACAUUGCUCUUCUCAAAACCUAUGGAUUGGGACCUUACUCUGCCAGCAUCAAGAAGGUGGAGAAGGAAAUCAAGGAUAUGUCAAAGAAAGUUAAUGACUUAAUUGGUAUCAAGGAAUCUGAUACUGGAUUAGCAGCUCCUAGCCAAUGGGAUCUCGUCUCUGACAAGCAAAUGAUGCAGGAGGAGCAGCCACUCCAGGUUGCAAGAUGCACCAAGAUAAUCAAUCCAAACACUGAAGAUGCUAAGUAUGUGAUUAAUGUGAAGCAGAUUGCAAAGUUUGUUGUUGGGCUGGGAGAUAAAGUUUCUCCAACAGAUAUUGAAGAAGGCAUGCGUGUUGGUGUUGAUAGAAACAAGUACCAGAUUCAGAUUCCCUUGCCACCAAAGAUUGACCCCAGUGUGACCAUGAUGACUGUGGAAGAGAAGCCAGAUGUGACAUAUAACGAUGUUGGUGGAUGCAAAGAGCAAAUUGAAAAGAUGCGAGAAGUUGUUGAAUUACCCAUGCUUCACCCAGAGAAAUUUGUUAAGCUUGGAAUUGAUCCUCCUAAGGGUGUAUUGUGCUAUGGUCCUCCUGGUACUGGAAAAACACUUUUGGCCAGAGCUGUUGCUAAUCGGACUGAUGCAUGCUUCAUUCGUGUUAUCGGGAGUGAGCUUGUCCAAAAGUAUGUUGGUGAGGGUGCCCGAAUGGUUCGUGAGCUAUUUCAGAUGGCAAGGUCAAAGAAGGCAUGUAUUGUUUUCUUUGAUGAAGUUGAUGCUAUUGGAGGUGCACGUUUUGAUGAUGGUGUGGGAGGAGACAACGAGGUUCAACGUACUAUGCUUGAAAUUGUAAACCAACUUGAUGGUUUUGAUGCUCGUGGAAACAUCAAGGUUCUUAUGGCGACAAACAGACCCGACACUCUCGACCCAGCUCUCUUGCGUCCUGGACGGUUAGACAGGAAGGUUGAGUUUGGUCUUCCAGAUCUGGAGGGUAGGACACAAAUAUUCAAGAUCCAUACCAGGACCAUGAACUGUGAAAGGGAUAUCCGAUUUGAGCUUCUUGCGCGCCUUUGCCCAAACUCCACAGGUGCCGACAUUAGGAGUGUGUGCACUGAAGCUGGUAUGUACGCAAUUCGAGCUCGGAGGAAGACCGUCACUGAGAAAGAUUUCCUCGAUGCUGUGAACAAGGUCAUUAAGGGAUACCAGAAGUUCAGUGCAACCCCCAAGUAUAUGGUCUACAACUAAAGAGUUGUUGCUGCUCGUAGAACCAAGAUGCAAACUCUGGAAUCGGUGCUUUGGUCGGUGUCUUGUGCUAUCGGUUGGACAUUCACGCUAAAUGGCUACCUAUGCAGCUCGAUAGCAUAUCUUUCACAAGGGUCUUUGAAUUAUGGUAUUAGUAGGAAGGUUUCAUUUAUUUAUAGAACUUUAAAAAUAAUUUUGGAUUUGGCAGACGGUUUUGUAGUUGUUUUGAGACGUUUCUUGCAACACUGGUGGACAAGUUCUGUUACCCUUUUAUUUUUUAUUUUUUUUAAUGGGAUUUCAAUCUUCCGUAUUAUUUAGUGAUGGAUUUCUACUUGGACCUUGAA
Molecule: messenger RNA, 1752 nt
Organism: Spinacia oleracea (spinach)
Lineage: Eukaryota; Viridiplantae; Streptophyta; Magnoliopsida; Caryophyllales; Amaranthaceae
Source: RefSeq, a predicted model, not a curated record